Messenger RNA from Alexandromys fortis (reed vole), 1076 nucleotides. Its product is annotated as translation initiation factor IF-2-like. Bases 1 to 966 code for a protein of 321 amino acids. The transcript is spliced from 3 exons. NCBI's taxonomy places the organism in Eukaryota, Metazoa, Chordata, Mammalia, Rodentia, Cricetidae. The record is from RefSeq and is a predicted model, not a curated record.
AUGGGAGAAAAGGUCAACUCCUUCCCAAGCAUCUUUUAUCCGGGAUUUAACCACAGGACUCCAGAAAGGGAGGGCAGGAGAACCACGGUAAACACGAGCCGCCAUCAAGUUCAUUUCCCACAAGCCAGAGGGGGCGACCCCGGCUCCCCGGGGUCCUCCGUGCACACGGAGAGGGGACCUCACCGGGGUCUGCGUCCCCGGGGGUCGGGGAGCCAUUGGCCGGGCGGCUCAGAAGGCCACACACAGAGACGACCGGGCGCGGUCCCGUGUCCCUGUCAAGCAGAACAGGCCCAGGGCUGUGCCGACUCCACCGGGCCCGCCGCCCCCUCGGCCCCGCGUCGUCCCCGGCCGCUAACCCGGCGCAGCCCCGUCGCCCGCGUCCCCGCGCCAGCCUCCCGCGGCCUCGCCACACUCACCGGCCCGCGCGCCCGCAGCGCCGCUCAGGCCCCGGCUGCCCUGGCCGUCGCGCCCGGCGACUCCGCACCGUCACCGCAACCGUACCGAGCACGAAGCCCGGCCCGUCCGACCCCUCUGAGCCUCCGCCCCGGCCGGACCGCCGCCUUUUCUCCUCGGCCUCCAACCGCCACCGCCCUCCUCGUGCGCCCCGCCCCGCCGCGCCCCGCCCCCCUCGGCCCGGCAGCGGGCCCGCGCACGCACGGCCGGCGAGGACGCGCACGCUGUCCUCUGCCGGGGCCGCGACCUGGGGAGGGCGGACCGGAGAACGCGCUGGAGAGCGGCUGGUUAGGUGCGUCCCCGCCUCUCCCGGUGGUGCUCCCGCUGCUCGCCUCCCGCCGUGCUCCCAGCCCGGGUCCGCUACCGGACCUUGCUUUUCGGGAAGGAAUCCCAGAGCUCCUGUGGCACUGUAGAGGACGCUGGCACCGAGGAGCGCGCGUGACCCGUGCUUCUCGCUCGCCGGCCCGCUCGCACUCGCAGGAAAUAGGACUCUGCUGCCCGGCAGCCCGCUGAGGACGGCUUCCGUGGGCGACCCACGCGGCCUCCAGAGGGCGCGGCGCGACUUCUGGGAAACACCUUGGGGACAAAAGCGCGGUCACCCUGCUACACACAGUGCCCGUAGG